This is a messenger RNA of Xiphias gladius (swordfish), 2293 nucleotides long. It is a transcript of the gene galnt14, whose product is annotated as UDP-N-acetyl-alpha-D-galactosamine:polypeptide N-acetylgalactosaminyltransferase 14 (GalNAc-T14). The record is from RefSeq and is a predicted model, not a curated record. NCBI's taxonomy places the organism in Eukaryota, Metazoa, Chordata, Actinopteri, Istiophoriformes, Xiphiidae. The transcript is spliced from 15 exons. Gene Ontology annotation, cellular component: Golgi apparatus. The coding region runs from base 226 to 1926 and encodes 566 amino acids.
GCGAGAGAGAGAGAGAGAGAGCGCGAGAGAGAGAGCGUGUGAGAGGGAGCGCGCGCUCUGUAGUCAGCGUUUUACCGUCGGCGGGACCGGACAGACUUGUGCCGUUGUUAGUUAGUGUGGGCUGGCCGGUCGGUGCGCUUGUUUUAUUUGUUUUUCUCGCUUCGGUAAAAUGGGGUUCUGACAGCAAGCGGGCUGCGGGCGCCGCCGGGUCCUCCUGACCGGAAAAUGAAGCGUCUCUGUCGGAGGCUGGCGGUGGCCGUGGCGGUGCUGGUGUGGCUGGGAGCGCUGGUUUACCUGCUGGUGCUGAGCCGGAGGAGGCUGCCGGAGCUCGGUUCCGGAGCGGGAGCAGGGGGAGGAGGAGGAGUGGCGGGAGGCGGAGAGACAGCGUACAACCAGAUUUCAGAUGCAGAGUGGGAGGACAUGUUGGAGGGUUUUGAUGAGCGGAGUUACCUGAACGCUCGGCGCUGGAAGCCCGGCGAUGACCCGUACACCCUGUACGCCUUCAACCAGAGAGAGAGUGAACGCAUCCCCAGCAACCGAGCCCUGAGAGACACAAGACACUACAGGUGCACCACUCUUCACUACGACUCUGAUCUUCCUCCAACCUCUAUCAUCGUCACCUUCCACAACGAGGCCAGAUCCACCCUGCUGCGCACCAUCAGGAGUGUUUUAAAUCGAACUCCAGUUCAUCUCAUCCAUGAGAUCAUUCUGGUGGAUGACUUCAGCUACAAUGAAAGUGACUGCCAGCUUCUCACCAAACUGCCCAAAGUCAAAUGUCUUCGCAACAACAAGAGAGAAGGUCUGAUCAGGUCCAGGGUGCGGGGGGCCGAUGCUGCGAGGGCCGGGGUCCUUACCUUCCUGGACAGCCACUGUGAGGUCAACAAGGACUGGCUUCCCCCCCUCCUGCAGAGGAUCAAGCAGGACCCAACCCGUGUGGUCAGCCCUGUUAUUGACAUCAUCAACAUGGACACUUUUGCCUAUGUGGCAGCCUCAGCUGAUCUCCGUGGAGGCUUUGAUUGGAGUCUCCAUUUUAAGUGGGAGCAGCUGUCGCCGGAACAGAGGGCUCGCCGGAUCGACCCGACUCAGCCGAUCAAGACUCCCAUCAUCGCAGGCGGGCUCUUUGUGAUUGACAGGUCCUGGUUCAAUCACCUCGGCAAAUACGACACCGCCAUGGACAUCUGGGGCGGGGAGAACUUUGAGAUCUCGUUCCGAGUGUGGCAGUGUGGUGGCAGUCUGGAGAUCCUUCCCUGCAGCAGAGUGGGUCACGUCUUCAGGAAGAAACACCCGUACGUCUUCCCUGAGGGCAACGCCAACACCUAUAUCAAGAACACACGUCGCACAGCUGAGGUAUGGAUGGACGACUUCCGUCUCUUUUACUACUCUGCUCGACCUGCAGCUCGAGGGAAAUCCUACGGAGAUAUCGGAGGCAGAGUGGAACUUCGCAAGAAGCUCAAGUGCAAAUCCUUUAAGUGGUACUUGGACAACGUCUACCCAGAGCUCAAGGUCCCAGAUGACUCCGACUCUCAGUCUGGGGUGAUCAAACAGAGGCAGAACUGUCUGGAGUCUCGCAGGGUGGAGGGGCAGGAGCACCCCGUCCUCACACUGGUUCCGUGCGUAGGAACAGAGGGGGUCCCCGCCAUCAACCAGGAGUGGGUGUACACUCACGGGCAGCAGAUCCGUCAGCGGCAGCACUGUCUGUCUCUGUCCACCACCUUCCCUGCCUCCCAGGUCCUGCUGCUGCCCUGCAACAUGGCCGAUGGCAAGCAGCGGUGGCAGAAGUCGGGGACUCACUUGGAGCACCUCGUCUCUCGGUUCUGUCUGGACUCGGAGAUGGCUCUGGACGGGAUGGACUCUUCGCGAAUGCUGGUCAUCAGCCCCUGCGAACUGAGCGCAUACACACAGAGAUGGGAAGUCCCCUUCUCCUGACCCAACCCCCCCACCCUCGACCCUGUCACCUUUCACCUGCCAAUAGCCGCCCCCUGUCACCCAUUCUCCGCCUCAAGCACCCGGGCAGAGACAGCUGCUCGGACAGAGUGAAGAUGCAUGAGCACGUCAUGUCAAGGUGCCGCGUUGAACGGGAAGUCGAUGAACGCUUGCGGAGUUUUUAGAUGACUCGUCACUGUUUAUCAUGAAAAGAAAUCAAGUACUGAUCUUUGGCAGGAUCUGUGCUGGAUGGAAACGUUGCCAGUUUGGUGGAGAGUUAAACCAAGUGCACCUUAAAAAACCCGAACUGUUAAAGAUUUGAGUUGGACAGAAACUUUGCUUGGGGGAAAAAAAAAAAAAAAAAAAAAAA